UAUACCACAUCACCCGAUCAUACCUAUUUUCCAUCAUUGUCCCCAAACAUUUUUGCAAUUUCCCCUAAUCCCAUGCAACACAACAAUUAAGCUUUAGCAUACCAUUACACCAUAAACUCAACUUAGGCAAUCCAACAGAGGAACUAUAAUUCUAAGUUAUAUUCUGCAACCCCCUAUGCUUAAUCUCAUUCAACUAAACCUCAUUUGCACAUUCUUCGAGUCCCAAUUCUUCCAAAACCCAAAUCAUAUUUCUCUCUUCCAAUAUCUAUAAAAUGCGAAUUAUCCAGUUUUCCUCUUAUUUUCACUGGUUUUCCCCCCAACAGAUUUCCCCGGCAUGCACACGACCCUACCAACAUAAAACUGCUGGUUCCCGCAUGUCGUCUGGCGGCAAAAACGUGCCACCAGGCGGUGCAUACAAUUCUGGGCCUUUCCAGAAUCCCCAGCACCUCCGUGUUACCCAAAAUCUUCCUUAUCCUGCAACCCAGUAAUUCCAUAGUACGAGUUCAAUCCUAAAUAAUUUUCCCAGUAUUAAUCCACAUCCAAUUGCGUCAUUCAAUUACCAAUUCAAUGUUAUCCAAAUUGAAAUCAAGUUUUCGCUAGUAAAGUUAGUUAGAGUUAGUAGUUACAGCUAGAAGCUAGUUGUUAGUAAUUAGAGCUAGUACCUAAUAGUUAGUAAUUAGAGCUAGUACCUAAUAGUUAGAGUUAGUAACUAGUAGCUACAUCUAUUAGAUAGUAUGUAUAACCCUUCUGCAUAUGAGAAUUUUUCUUCAUUUCACUAUCCUCAACUAUAUACUCAUAGGAUGCAUUUUGCACCCUGUUUUAACCCGGUUUGGCAGCCAUAUAGCGCAUCUUUCCUGCAGCAGCAUGCUGGACCAUAUCAACCACAAAAUCAGCAGCUAUCGCAACCAUGUUGGGAACCAUUUGGUGCACCAUAUCAACAGGGAAAUGUCAGUCAGUCCCAACAGUAUGCAGAGCCAUAUUGCAACCAAGUUAAUAAGUCCCAAUUUGAGCAGCCAUACUUUCAGCAGCUGUUACAGAUGGAUGGACCAUUCUUUGAUCAAUUACAGCAAGGUAGUUUAAUUUCAGAAAUUCAAGACUUGAGCAAUCAAAUGGCUCAAUUAGUGGCAGCAGUGAAAAAGCUAGAAAGGAGGGAAUCUGAGACAAGUCUUUGUAAAUCAGUGGAGGAAGCAAUAACCAAAGAAGCAUUAGUAGUUGAAGCUCCUGAUUUUGAUUGUCAUACUGAUUUUUCAGCUGCUAAAACAUGUCUUGAAGCACCUAUUGAGGAUGGAUUGUGGAUUUGAAAGUUGACUUGGCUGACUUGGAGUUUAGCACUGAUUCUGCUGUUGAUUUACAUAUUAACGUUGAAGUAGAAUUUGAUGAUCAAGCAGUAGAGUUAAAUGGAGUUUACAAUGCUGAUUUUGAUGUUAAUAACAUUGGUGGAGUUUUGUUUUCCGAGUAUGAAACAGGUGCAGCUGCUGUGAAUGGCACAAAGGCUUCAAAUAAGGUUUCAAAUAUCCAAAUCCUAACACUGGAUGGAGUUCUUAUACUGCUGCAGCAGAGUAUGGAGGCCGAGCAAAUCAGAGAAGGCAAUCUGGCCAGAAUAAGAGUGCACAAGGGAAAAAGGAUGAAAAGUCAAAUCUUAGACCUUGUGAAUAGCGGUAGUACUAUGAUUUGUAUGAUAGUUUUUGUAGUAAUAGCUAAUAUGGGAAAUAGUAUAGAAAUUAGAAUGAUAGAACAUAGUUUGUAUUACAUAAAAAUUAAAAGAAUUAA
This is a messenger RNA of Vigna unguiculata (cowpea), 1770 nucleotides long. RefSeq lists its product as uncharacterized. Lineage: Eukaryota; Viridiplantae; Streptophyta; Magnoliopsida; Fabales; Fabaceae. The record is from RefSeq and is a predicted model, not a curated record.